ACCAACUCAAAGCUCUUACUAGUGAGCACCUGCAGGCUGCAGUGCCAGAGAGAGAGAGGUAUGGCAACAUCAGUAGAGAUCAUGAACCCCAGCACUGAGGUUCUUGAGACUGCAGCCACCUCAGUGUUCCAGCCAGGGAAGCUUGCGAUCGAGGUGAUUCCUGUGGAUCAUGACACAAAUCCGACACCACCAAUUCCGAUCUUGAUUGCCUCUCCCAAGGAUGCAGGAACAUACCCGGUCGCCAUGCUCCUGCAUGGUUUCUGCCUCCAGAACCAUUUCUAUAAACAAGUUCUCAAACAUAUUGCCUCUUUUGGCUUCAUCAUGGUUGCACCCCAGUUCCAUAUCAGCAUAUUGGCCAAAGGUGACACCGAGGACAUAGCCGCAGCAGCUGAAGUGACAGAUUGGCUCGCUAAGGGGCUACCAUCCAUCCUGCCCAAAGGCGUCGAGCCGAACCUUUCCAAGCUCGCUUUGGCCGGCCACAGCCGAGGUGGCCACACAGCGUUCUCUCUUGUCCUGGGGCAUGGCAAGACCAAUCUCAAGUUCUCUGCUCUCAUUGGUCUUGACCCUGUUGCUGGCACAGGCAAGUCUUCGCAAAUCUCACCCAAGAUCCUCACCUACGAGCCCUCCUCUUUUGACAUAGCGAUGCCCGUCUUGGUCAUCGGCACUGGGCUGGGAGAGGAGAAGAAGAACAUACUAUUUCCUCCCUGCGCUCCCAAGGAUGUUAACCACAGGGAGUUCUACCACGAGUGCAGGCCACCUUGCUACUACUUUGUGACCAAGGACUAUGGACAUCUCGACAUGCUAGAUGACGAUGCUCCAAAGUUCAUGACCUGCAUGUGCAAAGACGGCAAAAACUGCAAGGACCUGAUGAGGAGGACCGUUGCUGGCAUCAUGGUAGCGUUCUUGAAGGCUGUGCUUAAUGAAGAAGAUGGUGAUCUUAGAGUCAUAAUGAAGGACCCUAAGCUCACACCAACCACAGUCGACCCUGUUGAGCACCGUCUGGCAUGAGCAGGAAGAUCAUAAAUCAUAAGGACUUAUUGAGUUAAACAAGUGUCAGUUGCUUGUUUGUUUCCAUGUUUCCAAAAACUAAAUGUCACCUGUUGCUGUAUGUCCUUUCCUAAGUCCAAAUCAUAAUGAACUGAAUAAAAAUAAUGGACAGAGUUACAUCCGUGCA
Setaria italica (foxtail millet) is the source of this 1174-nucleotide messenger RNA. Its product is annotated as chlorophyllase-1. The record is from RefSeq and is a predicted model, not a curated record. Gene Ontology annotation, molecular function: chlorophyllase activity. NCBI's taxonomy places the organism in Eukaryota, Viridiplantae, Streptophyta, Magnoliopsida, Poales, Poaceae. The coding region runs from base 61 to 1008 and encodes 315 amino acids. Gene Ontology annotation, biological process: chlorophyll catabolic process. The transcript is spliced from 2 exons.